Messenger RNA from Encephalitozoon cuniculi GB-M1, 1701 nucleotides. RefSeq lists its product as uncharacterized. The transcript has a single exon. Gene Ontology annotation, molecular function: tau-protein kinase activity; ATP binding; protein serine/threonine kinase activity. Gene Ontology annotation, cellular component: cytoplasm. Gene Ontology annotation, biological process: microtubule cytoskeleton organization; protein phosphorylation; intracellular signal transduction. NCBI's taxonomy places the organism in Eukaryota, Fungi, Microsporidia, Unikaryonidae. The record is from RefSeq and is marked provisional. The coding region runs from base 1 to 1701 and encodes 566 amino acids.
AUGAGAAGCGAAGAGGAGAUGCAGAGUUGCACAGACUCCGAGAUGGAGGGUGGCGAGGACGAGACCAGCGGCUUUAUGGAUGAGUCUGCGAUAAGCAACCCUUUUCGAGAAAGAGAGAUGAGAGGGAUGAUAGGAGACUUCGAGUACAUAGAAGGCAAGUGGAUAGGAAGCUAUAGAUUUGUGAAGCAGUUAGGCACAGGGAGCAGCAGUAAGGUUGUGCUUGGACGCGAUGUGCGCAGCGGGGAGAAGGUGGCAAUAAAGAUAAUUCCCAGGAGAGUAAACGGCGGGGAGACGGGAGAUAUGGAGAUGAGAUGCGACCAGAGGGUAUUCAGGGAGGUGAUUAUAUCAUCUGUACUGAACCAUCCGCACAUUGCUCGGUUGAAGAACUUUCUGUAUAGCCCCACACACUACUUCCUGAUAUUUGAGUAUGUGAAGGGAAGGCAGUUGUACGACAUCAUCAUCAGCAGCGGGCCGUUAAAAGAGAAGGAGGGGCAGCGAUACUUCAGGCAGUUGCUUUCUGCAAUUGAUUACAUCCACAGAAACUCGGUUGUCCACAGGGACUUGAAAAUAGAGAAUAUACUGAUUGACGAGAACGACAACGUCAAGCUGAUUGACUUCGGGCUGUCGAACUUCUAUGACAACAAGACCCUGCUGAACACAUUCUGCGGAAGCCUCUACUUUGCAGCGCCAGAGCUUCUGCAGGGCCAGAGAUACUGCGGGCCGGAAAUAGAUGUAUGGAGCUUGGGUGUUGUUCUGUAUGCGAUCCUGUGUGGAUGUGUUCCAUUUGACGACGAGGAUGUGCAGGGACUUCAGGCAAAGAUAAUGGAUGCCGACUUCAAGUUCUGCAAGACGAUUUCGAGGGAGGCGAUGGAGUUGAUUCGAGGGAUGAUUGUUGCACAGCCUUCCUCGAGAAUGGGCCUUAGCCAGGUGAUUGGAAGUGAAUGGGUCAACAAGGGACAGAAGAGCCGGAUCAACAGCUAUGCAGCAAAGAGAUAUCCAAUAAUGAAGCUUAAUGAGAAAUACAUAAGGCCGAUAUCAAGGGCAAUCCGGUUCCAGUUUCCGAACAUGGAGAGGGAGAUCAGAAGGUUCCACAAGAUAUGCAGGGAAGAGAUAGGAACCCUAGAGCAGAUCUACUGGUCGAGGAGGCCUGUUGUGUCUCUCUAUUACCUUGUUUCUGAGAACCUAGGGGGCGACGAUGAAAACGAGGCCUACACGGAUGAUGGCGAGGAAGAGCCGCCCCAGGAGCUGCCCGAGGCGGUCCAUGAUUUUGUAAGGUUCAUGUUUUCGAAGGAGAAGGGCUGCGGGCCAAGACACGUUAAAAAGGAGGUGUUUUUGACAUCCACAAGCCAGGAUUCCCUCUGCAGCGUGAAGGGAAAGGACUGCGGGCUUCCUCAAGUCAGACAAACAUACCUGAAGGGGUUUUUCAAGGGAAUAAGGGUGAAGCACAUUGGGAGCCACAAUGCACUUAAGAAGGUGCUUCUGGACAUAUUCAAUGCAAACAACAUUAUCUACGAGAUUACCGAGAAGAGUUACUUCUGCUCUGCGUACCAUGAGGAUCUUGAAUGCCUCUUCAAGGUGUCCAUGUACUUCAAUGUUCUUCUCAACGAAUACUACUUGACUGUGACGCCUCUGAACAGCGAGAGAAAGGUUUUCAGGAAUGUGUAUGAGUGGAUUUCUUCUGGGCUAAGGAACAGAGUAUGA